Molecule: messenger RNA, 5042 nt
Organism: Homarus americanus (American lobster)
Lineage: Eukaryota; Metazoa; Arthropoda; Malacostraca; Decapoda; Nephropidae
Product: long-chain-fatty-acid--CoA ligase 1-like
Exons: 14
Coding region: 248-2608 (786 amino acids)
Biological process (GO): long-chain fatty acid metabolic process
Cellular component (GO): membrane; endoplasmic reticulum
Molecular function (GO): long-chain fatty acid-CoA ligase activity
Source: RefSeq, a predicted model, not a curated record
CAUUUGUGACGGUGGUGUUACUGUGCCUCUCUCCUUAUUUUAACUCGUGUCUGCCUCUUGUGCUCGAUUGCUAAUGUAUGAGUGGUUAAUGGUUUUUACUAGAUCUUAGUUCAGUGCUGUUUGCGUGUGUGUGCCGGGAAAUUCCUUCCUAAACUGUAAGCUGAUUAUCAACAGGAUGAGCGAAGUAGAUACCGGGUUGAAAAAAUAAAACCACAGUGCAAAUACCGGUAUUAAAAGUGUGUCAAUCAUGAGCAAUGUUGUGGAGGCAGCGUCAGCGGCGGUAGAGGUGUCAGCCGCCGUUGGCCACGCCGUAGGAGACGCUGUAAAUGCCACAGCAGACACUGUGGGCAAAGUUACAACGUCAGUACUCGAAAGUGCAGAGGGUGUCGUACGUUCAGCUGCAGAAGAGGCAAUAGGUGUGGCGAAGGAGGCAGCAUCGUCCAAGCCAGCAAGAGAAGCAGCAGAGGUGGCCGGGAGUGCGUUAGAGGAAGCGGGGGUCGUCCUCCAGCAAGCAGGUCACGCCCUCAGACACCUUCCACCACCUCCACUUGAACAAAUGAAGCCCAAAAGCAUGUUAGAGGAGUAUGCCCCAGUGAUGGGCGGGGUGGUGGCAGCGGCGGCAGUGGUGGCUGCCACUUACUACCUCACCAGACCUCCUUCUGUCCCACCCCAGGUCGACUUGGAUGAACAGAGUCAUUUAAUAAAAGAGGGCUCAGAGCUCAUCCGGGUGUCCAAACUCACCAAGGAGGCACGAGAAGGGAAGUUUAUGAAGUUCCUGUAUGAGGACACACGCACACUCUACGACGUGUUCCGGAGGGGCGUCAAGGAGUCCAAUAACGGUCCAUGCCUUGGAUCACGAGAGGGCCCUGGAAAACCCUAUCAGUGGCUGCACUACAACGAAGCUCUCUUAAGGGCAAAGAACUUCGGUGCUGGCCUAGUGGCUUGUGGGCUGAACCCUGGGCCAGAGACUUUUGUUGGCAUCUAUUCACAGAACUGCCCAGAAUGGAUCCUAACAGAACAAGGUCUCUACUGUCAAUCCAUGGUCAUUGUCCCACUGUACGACACACUAGGACCAGAAGCAUGCAAUUUUAUUAUAAACCAAGCUUCCAUCACAACAGUAGUUUGCCAAGAUGACCGUAAGAUGAGCCAACUAUUGCAAAGUCCGCCUAAAUGCCUGAAGACUCUUGUAGCCAUCAAGGAUGUCAGUCCUGAAACUGCCGAUCGUGCUAAAAAAUUAGGCAUCACCAUUAAGUUCUUCGAAGAGGUUGAAACCCUUGGUGCUGCCAGUGAACUUCCAGAAAUGCCCCCAAAUCCAGAUGACCUGUGUACGAUCUGCUACACGUCUGGUACUACUGGUAACCCCAAGGGUGUCAUGUUGUCACAUGAAAAUAUUGUUGCAGAUGUUUCUGCAACACUCCUACAGCUGGCUGAGCACAAACCACAUAAAAGUGAUGUCAUGCUGUCUUUCCUGCCUUUGGCCCACAUGUUAGAGCGCUGCUGUGAAGUGGCUGUUUAUAUAGCUGGUGGUGCUGUCGGCUUUUACUCUGGUGACAUUCGAAAUCUUGUUGAUGACUACAAAGCUUUACGCCCGACCAUCACCCCAUCUGUCCCUCGUCUCCUGAAUCGUGUUUUUGACAAAGUCGCAACAUCAGUCAAUGGAUCAGCUAUUAAGAAACUCAUGUUGAAGAUGGCAGCAGCAAGCAAGAAAGCAGAAUUGGAAAGAGGUGUGGUAAGAAGAACAUCCAUCUGGGAUAAGUUAGUAUUCAAGAAGGUCCAAGAUGGAAUGGGUGGCAGAUUGAGACUGCUUGUUGUGGGGUCAGCACCUCUGGCAGGCAAUGUGCUCACAUUUAUGAGAGUUGCUUUAGGAUGUGUUAUUGUAGAAGGUUAUGGCCAAACAGAAUGUGGGGCCCCAUCAACUUUGACCAUCCAGGGUGACUACAGACCUGACCACGUAGGUCCUCCUAUUGCCUGUAAUGCUAUCAAGCUGUGUGAUGUUCCAGACAUGGACUAUUAUGCUGCUCAGGGUCAGGGUGAAGUAUGCAUAAAAGGUUCCAAUGUAUUCAAAGGCUACUUCAAAGAUCCUGAAAAGACUCGAGAAACAAUUGAUAGCUCAGGAUGGCUUCACACUGGGGACAUUGGCCAAUGGCUCCCUAAUGGAACACUGAAGAUAAUUGAUCGCAAGAAGCACAUCUUUAAGCUGUCACAGGGUGAAUAUAUUGCUCCUGAGAAAAUAGAAAAUAUAUAUGUACGAUCACAGUUCGUUGCCCAGGUAUUCGUACAUGGUGAAAGUCUCAAAUCAAGUGUGGUGGCCAUCAUUGUUCCGGAGGUAGAAUCCGUAAAGGAAUGGGCAAGGGAACAGGAGAUCCCUGGCACGCUCUCUGUUCUGUGUGCUAAUCCUCAUGUUAAACAGCUUAUUAUGGAUGACAUUACCAACCUUGGCAAGGCAGCUGGUCUCAAGUCCUUUGAACAGGCUAAGGACAUUUACCUCCACCCAGACCUCUUCAGUGUCCAGAAUGGGCUUCUCACUCCAACUCUCAAAUCCAAGCGACCACAACUCAAAAAGUACUUCACUCCACAGAUUGAUGACAUGUAUGCUAAGCUCCCUUAGAUAAAAUUGUACUAUUGCUUAGGUCACAUAGAGUACUUUUUACUGAGUGAGAUAUUGACUAUUGUGUGUUGGGUGUUUGAUACAUGAAAGAUUGGGAUGUGGAUGCAUAUGGAACAAUUUGACAUGUGCCUCAUAUUGUCAGUACUUAUUAUAUGACAAUAGAUGUUUAAUUAGGUAUUAUUAAAGGAUUUAUCUAUUGAACUUUUAGACUCAUUUAGGUUUGGCAACAUUAUAAAAUAGACACUCACGAUAGAGAAGAAACUGUUUCAUCUUCUUCAAGAUGGCUAUUAAAAUCUUAUACACCAGAAUUAAGGGUUAAAUAAAAUUAUAGUUAUAAAAUGUAUUAUAUCAUAAAUGUAUAAAUAAUGUCAUACUUCAUUAGAUUGGUAAUGAGUUAAUUCACAUAUAUAAAUAUAUAUACAUGUAUAUAUAUCUAUACAGUAUAAUACAAAAUUUGCUUGGCAUGUUUACUUUUGUAUGGCUUCAAUACAAGUAAAAUAUUCGAAUACACAGUGUGAUUAGGGAAGGACAUUUUGACAUGUUCACAGUGGCAGAGCUGGGAACACAUAGUGAGGGUGAUGAAAUGUUCCUCAUCAUAGAUUCAAGUGCUUUGGCCAAUUGUAUAGUAAACCUUUUGUAUACUAUUUAUCCUGUAAUACCCAGGCUCAUAGGACACUCAUUGAUGGCAUGGCAUUUAUCAUCAUGUCACCAAUAAAUUCUGGAGGGAGGGAGCACACUCUCCCCAUCGGGUGCUGCCACUGUAUUCUGAACAAAUUUGUGAACUUCUUAAAAUCUAAUGAUUUUAAAUAAUAUACAAACUUUAUUAGGUUUCAGUGUGUGCUGUCGGUUUAUUUAAGAAUAAAUUUAGACAAGGCUGGUGCACUUGCCUUUUGAAAUACUGUAUUACAGGGUGUGUUUUCUUACAAUGCCUGUCUUCAGUGAGUUGUGGCUGUAUUUUUUUAUUUUUGAAUACAUGUUAUUCUGCAGUAAAAUCAUGCCUUUGUAUUUUAGUUGUGUCUGUACAUUAAUAACAGAUGUAGUGUAAAAAAUAACACAAUUUUAAACAAUGCAGGUAUUAUGGUUACAUGUGAAUCACUUGUUUUGUUUAUGAAACAGGGAUAGAGGUCGAGUGUUAGGCAUCAUACAUUCUUUCUGAGAAAAUAUAUUCCAUAAUAUUUAAAAAAAAAAAUUAAACAAAUUUUCAGCCUGUGCAAUAGGUGUAUAUGAUUACAGAGAAGGCUACUGAGGCAAAAGAAAUUCUAGUCAAAAUAAUAAAAAAUCAUGAGACGCCAACGCCUUAGGUGCUCAAUAUGCGUGAUUGUAUAAAUGUUAAAUAUUUUCCUGUGUACCUGUAUAUGAUGUCACUUCUAAAACGUCAUAGGUAAUGUUUGGAAUUGAUGUUUAGAUUUUUUGCCAAAAUGUGUGCAGCUAAAGGUACCAGCAGAAUAAUCUCACAUUGGGUUUACUCACAUGAAAAGGUAAUACAGUACAUUGUUAGCUUAUAAUAUUCUCUGUAAAUAGUUACUGUUGGAUUGACUUAAGGGAAAACAGAGUAAUAUAAAUUUGUCAUUGCCAAAAGAGGGCUUUCCUUUUCCUCAGAAUUUCUGUUUAGUGUGAAUGAAAACAGUUUACAAAUGUUAAUGCCUUAUUUCCCAUAUAUUUUAGUGAUAGUUUUCUAUAUACCACAAUUAUAUAAUGAAAAGUACUAAAGUACGGUUACGGUAAUAGAUUUACUUAAACUUUGGCAAAACUAUUACAUUUGCUUCCUUUGAGUCUACAAGAUGAAUGAAGAACAAAGGGAUUGACCUAAUUUUGUUAUGGAAAUACUGUACAGGGGGGUACUGUCAAAAUUAACCAAAGAGAUUUCUAAUGAGAUUAUCCAAUGCUCCCUUAACUUGUUCACGAUCGUAUCAGACAUGUUGAGUUUUAAAGUGAUAUGGGUCACAAAAUUUAAAUUUUUAAGAAGGGGCUGAAAACUUCAACUUAAGAGUUAGGGGAAGUUUAUUUCCACUUUUUUACUUGUAAUAUAUGUUCAGAAUUAAAGAGUCACUGGAGUUUCACAAUUAUGUACUGUACAUAGAAUGAGAAUCAACCUUCAAUAAUGACUGAAUUAGCUAUCUACUGAGUGUUGAUAGAAUUCUCAGUAUCACUCUUUGUCUGUAGAGCCAUCACACCCAGUAUCUGAAUUACCUAACUUCUCUUCGUGAAGGGAUUUUAAAUUAAUUCGUAACUUAUUUACCGGUAAUUUAAUUUUACAAAUUGAAUAUCCAAGUGGACUUAGAUAAUUCAGAUUUCCAAUUUUCAUAUUAUCAACCUUUCAUACUCUCACUCUCUUCACGUAUUAUUGAGAUGCAUUAAAAAAAUAAGUAACUAUUUGAUAUUGUUGCAUCUUUCUUUGGUUAUGGACUUGUAAAAUAUACAAUUCUUGGAGCUA